Messenger RNA from Funneliformis caledonium, 1746 nucleotides. Lineage: Eukaryota; Fungi; Glomeromycota; Glomeromycetes; Glomerales; Glomeraceae. The record is from the annotation of a GenBank genome assembly.
AUGAUCAUUACAAGUUUUGGAAAACUGGACAACGUGAAAAAAACAAAAAUACCAGAAUAUUUCAUUUUAGCAGGAACUGCGCAAGAAUUGCCAAGGUUAUUAAUUGAAUGUGCUGAUAGCCUUAAAGAUGCUCUUGUAUUUAAUUUAUCGUUUGAAAAUGGGACCAAACUAAUUCGGGGAGAUGAGAUUAUGAGCUCUAAAGCAAUUUGUAAUCGAAUAUUCUUUCAAUUACUGAAACAGCCUAAUGAUUCUUGGAAUGAUUUUAAGAAUAGAUAUAAUGUAACACUAGAAGAUGUAUUGCGUAGAAUUGCCAAAUAUCGUACUCAAGAAGUUAAGGAUCUGAAUAUGACAUUGGAGGUCAUGGAUGCAUUAGAGGCUUUGGGAGAAACAGUUGUAGAUAAAGAUAUUGAUCUAAUAAACAAUGUGCGAUUGAAUCUUACAUAUAAUUAUUCGGGUUGGUUGACCAAAACAGCUUAUUUAAGACCUAUCCUCCGCAUUAUUCUGGCACAUACAUCUGUUAACAAAGACCAAACCAUCUUUGAACUUGAUGGACAAAAAAUAAAUGUAGAUGACGUAAUACAGUAUAGACUAGUCCGAUUUGAGAGUUCCGAUCCUGACCGUGUUGUUGGUUAUCUAUCAUGUCCGUACAUUUGGCUAUGGAUUAUGGCUCAUGCAUACCACGAAAAUAUAAAUGAUCCAUUGUUAAGGAGUUGGGAUUUUGCCUACUACAAUGAAGUACUCAGUGAAUCGGGAGAGCCUAAUAUUCCACCUGGUUGCCAAUACUGGCAACAACAUUUUGAGUAUUUUGUCGCUCAAAUUCGCUCUCUAAAAUCGAAUAUCUAUAAUUAUGAUAAGCGAGUUGAUCUUAGUGUCAUUCAUAAUGGUGCCACUCAUAACUUUGGCCAAGUUUCCAUAUCGAAUCGACAACUUACAUUAUCAAAAUCAGUUGAAAGAUUUAGCACCAGGUCUAAAGAUUAUAGGAAUCAAAAUGAAAUAUACUGUAGACUAAACUAUUACAAACGGAGGCACAUCAGUAGCAAAUUAUUGAGAGAACAAAGCAUUUCUCAGAAAAUUUUUGAAGAAGAAUAUAACAACACAACUAGUUCAGGAGAUAUUUUCAUCUUUUACACCUCAGCAUCCUGCCAGAAACUUGACCUCCAACCAAUGUCUGCAAUCGUUAAUAAAGAAAACUGGAAAGAAUAUUUUGGUCCUUUUGCUGGAAGAUGUUAUAAUUAUGCCAUGGGGCCACCAGAUAUUAAUAAAGCGACCUUCACUCAGCUGUCUGGAAUUGAGAAGAUUGCAAAAAACGUGCUAGGAUUAUCAUGGAAGAACGAGAUGCUUUAUACAAAAUGCCUCGUCAACUCCCAUGAAAUUUUUGAAUAUUUAAAUUAUGAAACGGAUUUACGUUUAUGCUUACUAGUUAAUCGUCAAUGGUGUGAACUAGAAUUUUAUUCUAGCUUAUUCAUUCCAAACAUACCGAUUAUCACAUACCCUGGAGCGAUAGAUUGUUUAAGGAACCUUUCGGAAUUUGGCUGUAGUUCGAAUAUCGAUUCAGAAAUUUUCUAUCAGAUGUCACAAAUCUGCCAUAAUUUAGAAUCACUAAACCUAAUUUUUGGAAAAGUGAUCUCAAAUGGGUUAACAGACCUGAUUUCGGUUCAGAAAAAUUUAACAUACUUGUACGUAUUGUUUGAAAAUCAUGAUUCGUGGAGAGUACCUCCUCCAUUAAAAGCCUUAAUGAUGCUUUAA